Molecule: messenger RNA, 267 nt
Organism: Entrophospora candida
Lineage: Eukaryota; Fungi; Glomeromycota; Glomeromycetes; Entrophosporales; Entrophosporaceae
Source: the annotation of a GenBank genome assembly
AUGAAACAACAACUUAAAGCAAUUGCUAAAGAUAUGCUCAAUAAAUCAUAUUCAAUGGCUAAAAAUUUUGCUUUAAUUGGUGCCAUAUAUUCUGGUACUGAACGUGGUUAUAGAAGAGCUAAAAAUGAUUUGCAUAAUAGUACAGCUGCUGGUUGUAUAACAGGCGGCAUAUUGUCUGCAAAAGCAGGUCCUCAGGCUGUUUUAUUUGGUUGUGUAGGGUUUGCUGCUUUCUCAACUGCAAUUGAUUAUUAUAUGAGAAGAGAAUGA